AUGGUAUCAUCAUAUCCACGCCCUGAUUUCCAACGCAAAGGCCUGAACUGGGCCCCUCUCGACGGGACAUGGGACUUUAUCUUCGACGACACCAACAUUGGCCUAUCUGAAAAAUGGCAAAGCAAAGGUGUCCCACCACAAACAGCCGACAAACAGCCCAAACGCGAGAUUAAAGUCCCCUAUGCAUUCCAAACCCCAGCAUCUGGAAUCGGUCUCCUCGAGGCACACGAGUUAAUGUGGUAUGAGCGCCGUAUCGACGACAUCCGCACCGAUUCGGAAAAAGCCCAAGGAAACAGACUCCUUGUCCGCUUCGGCGCAGUGGACUUUGAGUGCUCCGUUUGGGUUGAUGGGCAGUUUAUCGGUGGUCAUCGUGGAGGUCAUGUCCCCUUUGACCUGGACGUGACGGAUGCCUUUGCAUCGGAUGCGAAAUCCGCGCGUCUGAGUAUGCGUGUUAGAGAUUCACCAAAUGAUCUUGCCCAGCCGCGAGGGAAACAGUAUUGGAAGCCUGUUUCGGAGAACAUUUUCUAUACGCCCAGCGGUGGGAUUUGGUUGUCUGUUUGGAUGGAGAGUGUACCUGCCAUGCGAUUGUGUUGUGGUAGUGGCGGGACUGUGCUUCGCUCAGACGAUAUCGAGCAUGGUGAACUCCAUGCAAAGAUUGCCGUAUCUGGUCGAUCACCGCAGGCUGGAUGCAGUGUUGAGGUUGAGGCUAGUCUUGGUGGAGUACCUGUUAGCAAGAACAAGGUCCCAUUGCCGAGUGAGAGGGACUGGGCUGCUCUGGACUUGAGCAUGAAAGUACCUCACAUGAAAGAGCUGCAGAAGAAAGAACCUUACAAUACCGAAGGAGCUUGGCAUAAUUCCGUGGCUCUCUGGGCCCCUGAACAUCCGAUUUUAUAUGAUCUGGUUCUACGUCUGUACGAUGCCUCAGGAAAAGUCGUUGACGAGAUCGAGAUAACAACUGGCAUGCGCAGUCUAUCCUGGCAAAGCGGCGACGGUACAUUCCGAUUAAACGGCAAACCGCUGUUCCAGAUGUUAUUCUUAGAUCAGGGCUAUUGGCCCGAGACAGGGAUGACACCUCCUUCAUCCGAGGCGCUCAAGGCUGAUAUCAUCAUGGCGAAAGACUUGGGUUUCAACGGGUGCCGCAAACACCAGAAGGUCGAAGACCCUCGGUUCCACUACUGGGCUGAUCGACUGGGGUAUCUUGUUUGGGGUGAAAUGGCCAAUGCGUACGAGUUUGGAAGUGAUUAUAUCGAGCGCAUGAAUGCUGAAUGGGCCGAGGCUGUGAAGAGGGAUAUCAAUCACCCGUGUGUUAUUACGUGGACGCCGAAUAAUGAGAGCUGGGCCUAUACGUCCUUGAAGGAUAACAUUGAUCAGCGGAAUCACAUUCGCUCGCUGUACUACCUAACCAAGACGUUGGAUCCCAGCCGACCCAUCAACGACAACUGUGGCUGGGAACAUGUUCUUACAGAUCUAACCACAUACCACGACUACGCCGACUCGCACGACCUGGCAGAGACAUGCUCCAAAAUGGAAGGCGGGAUCCUAGGCCAAAAGGCUGGUCGGGAGAUGUUCACAAAGCCCAUCUAUUCCGGCUUCUCAGGCCAUACCCUCCUCGACCCCGGUACACAACAUAAAGCCGGUGCACCUGUGAUCUGCACCGAAUUCGGUGGCGUAAAUAUCGCUCCUCCGAAGGAUAGCCAUGCUGGUGAACGUGACUGGGGAUAUACCACCGCCACAGACGUUGAGGAUUUCUUGAAGAGGUUUGAAAAGCUGGUGAUGGCCAUUGUCAAGGGUGGGCAUACCUGCGGUCUGGUGUAUACACAGCUGUGUGAUAUCGAGCAAGAGGUUAAUGGGCUGUAUACCUAUGAUCGGAAGGCGAAGGUUCCCGUUGAAAAAGUCAAGGCUAUUAUGGAUGCUGCUCAGGAUUAUUACUAUCAGCAUGUUCAGUCACAUGCUCCGAAGGGCUUCAGGAAGUUGUUGCAUUCUUUGCAUCGAUCGUGA
This is a messenger RNA of Penicillium subrubescens, 1998 nucleotides long. Its product is annotated as glycoside hydrolase family 2 protein. Gene Ontology annotation, biological process: carbohydrate metabolic process. Gene Ontology annotation, molecular function: hydrolase activity, hydrolyzing O-glycosyl compounds. The record is from RefSeq and is a predicted model, not a curated record. The transcript is spliced from 3 exons. Bases 1 to 1998 code for a protein of 665 amino acids. Lineage: Eukaryota; Fungi; Ascomycota; Eurotiomycetes; Eurotiales; Aspergillaceae.